UCCGGUGAGCUGCAGUCGCCGGUUAUGACGACUCCCUCCUCCGGAGCAGCCGCCGCCGCCGCCUUCUCCGCAGCCCCGGUUCGCCCGGCUCCAGGCCUGUGGAAACAGCUGUUUUGUGCUGAAGGAAAAAGAAGCUCAGCUGCUAAAGCUUCUAUCUGCUGGGGAAGUGCGCCCUCCCAUCCUUCAGGGGCUCUUGCAAGAGGACUCAACACCAGAAGGGCUCUGCCAGGCCCCGAGGUUGUGCUUUCAAGCACUAGCAGCCACUCCCAGUUUAUGCAAGCGGGUGCAUGCUCUCUGCAAAAUCCAGAUUUUAGGUAUCUGAAACAUCACAACAGCUUCUUGGUGGUUCUCAGGAUUUAAAGAGGUUUGGAGGUUGCUAUGUUCAUGCUGCUUGUCUUUGGAGCAUUGCUUCAUGAAGUUCCCCUGAGUGGCCAAGACGAGGUUCCUCCCCAGGCUGAUGGCAUUCUGGGCGCCCCUCUGUUCAACUAUGCCAGCCUCCGCCUGCCAGAAGAGCAUAUUCCCUUCUUUUUGCACAAUAAUAGGCAUAUUGCCAUGGUUUGUAAGAAAGACUCGCAUUGUCCUUAUAAGAAACACUUAGAAAAUUUAAAGUACUGCUGGGGUUAUGAGAAAUCCUGCAGACCAGAGUUCAGGUUUAGUUACCCUGUUUGCACCUACGUGGAUAUGGGAUGGACGGACACUCUUGAAUCAGCCCAGGAAAUAUUCUGGAAGCAAGCCGACUUUGGGUAUUCUGAAGAGCGGCUGGAGGAACUCCAUGUGCUCUGCCAGCCGAAGGGAACGAAUGACUCAAGUCUAGUGUGUUCCCGUUACCUUCAGUACUGCAGAGCGACCAAUCUCUACCUUGAUUUAAGAAACAUCAAGAGAAACCACGACAGAUUUAAGGAAGAUUUUUUCCAGAGCGGGGAAAUUGGAGGACACUGUAAACUUGACAUUCGUAUGUUGAUGUCUCAAGGCCAGCGCAAAAGCCCUCUGCAGUCUUGGUUUGCUGAGCUACAAAGCUAUACUCAGCUCAACUUCAGACCAGUAGACGAUGCUAAGUGUGACAUUGUUAUCGAGAAACCAACCUACUUCAUGAAAUUAGAUGCAGGUGUUAACAUGUAUCACCACUUCUGUGAUUUCAUCAAUCUUUAUAUUACUCAGCACAUUAAUAAUUCCUUCAGCACAGAUGUGCACAUUGUGAUGUGGGACACAAGCUCCUACGGAUAUGGUGACCUGUUCUCCGAUACAUGGAAAGCAUUUACUGAUUAUGAUGUUAUACAUUUGAAAACUUAUGAUUCCAAAAGGGUAUGUUUUAAAGAAGCUAUUUUUUCCUUACUCCCGCGGAUGAGAUACGGGCUGUUCUAUAAUACCCCUCUGAUAUCUGGCUGUCAAAAUACCGGAUUAUUCCGGGCAUUUUCCCAGCAUGUGCUACACAGACUGAACAUCACACAAGAGGGUCCCAAGGAUGGAAAAAUUCGAGUCACCAUUCUCGCACGGAGCACGGAAUACCGGAAAAUACUGAACCAAAAUGAGCUUGUAAAUGCACUGAAAACGGUAUCUACAUUUGAGGUCCAGAUUGUCGAUUAUAAGUAUAAGGAACUUGGGUUUUUAGAUCAGCUAAGGAUCACGCAUAACACGGACAUAUUUAUUGGAAUGCAUGGAGCAGGUCUUACCCAUUUACUUUUCCUUCCAGACUGGGCUGCUGUGUUUGAACUAUACAACUGUGGAGAUGAACGCUGUUACUUGGACCUGGCCAGGCUGAGAGGCGUCCACUACAUCACUUGGCGAAGGCAGAGCAAAGUCUUUCCUCAAGAUAAGGGCCACCACCCAACUCUGGGGGAACAUCCGAAGUUUACCAACUACUCUUUUGAUGUAGAAGAAUUUAUGUACCUUGUCCUUCAGGCUGCAGACCACGUAUUGCAACACCCGAAGUGGCCAUUUAAGAAAACACGUGAUGAGCUAUAAAUGUGUUGAGUCUUUUUGCCAAAAGGGAGUGUUUAAAUGGUCCUCCACCCAGACUCACCUCACAGUUAAAUAGGUAAAACAGCCUGUUAUCUCCUAGCCCCAAAGUACCUUUUUUUAAUACCAAAACAUGCCUUCAGGGUAUUACUUAUGUGUUUUAUAGUCUUUAACUGUUUCAUGUGAUUGUGUCAUUGCUAUUUAUCAAGAUACUCUUUUUGCACUGAAAACUUUACUUUUUAUAGUUCAGAAAUUGGCCCUGGGCUCACUGGCGUAAUUGAGCCUUUUUCUUAGGGAUACCAAAGUUUGCAACUUUCUUAGCUUUAGAAUUUGUAAAUGUUUUUUUAUAGAAUACCGUGAACUCGUCAUUCAAGAGGCUUCCAACUUGUUAAUCAUAUAUUUGAGCAAAUUCACAACUCAUUUAUUUGCCAUGAUUUGUUCACAGCACUGUUUGUAGUAGGAAAGGAAAACAUGCAAACACACACACACACACACACACGCACACACACAGUUGUGGUUCUCAGUACCAAGCUAUAGGCCGUGUUAUAGAUUAAACAGUAUUAUAAACAGAUCUGUUUAACUGUAUCAGAGUCUAAACUAACUCCUGCUGAAUUCUCUGUUGUUAUCUUUUUAGUCAACACCAGGUUAUAUUCAUCAAGAACCUGAAUUAACCAUGCUGUUGCAUUAGUUCAUAUUCACAUUUCAUAUGCAAAUCAUGUUUUCCUCACAUGUAACAACCACAUAUGAUAAAAACAAAUGAGGACGUCCUUUAGGACUGUUUUGUAUACCUUCUAGCUGGUUUCCACUGGUUCCUUCUUAGCCGUGGAGAGCAUUUAUAAAUCAAAUAGUGGUUUUGUUGCGCACGUGCUUGUAAGUGCAUAUACCUAUGUGUAUGUGUCUACCUCUUUUAGCAUGGAAGUAUUCCAGUCUCUGAUUUUGCAAACUUUAAAUUAGCCACAAGAGGAGAUUUUUUCCCUAUGAAAAAAUUAAAGACACACACACGAAAAAGGUAAAGACAUGCAUGAAUUAUCCAAUUCAAAAUGAAUAAGAAGCCAUAAGAAAGUGCCAUUGAUCAAACAGCAUAUCUGAAAUGCAGUCCCACUCUGAAUGGGCUUCAUUUCCUAUUGUCUAUGAACUUUCAAUUUAGUGGUCAGAAACCAUGGAUUUAUUACUGUAAAAUGUGAAGUUUACAUUUUAUUAACACUUGAGCAGUCUAAUUUAGAGACUAGCAACUUCUAUUUUUUUAGGUAGGGGAUUAACAGAGUACAUCAGAGCUAAGCAUUAAAAAAAAUAUAUUUUAGAGUUGUAAAAAAAAAAAGAAUAUGCAACAGAGAAGUGACCUGAGAAAUAUAAAAUAUUUAUUAUUUGGACCUUUACAGAACAUGUUUGCUGACUCCUGCUUUAAAGGAUUAUGAACAGUUUUCUAGAGUUGAGGAAUAUUUAUUAAAAUAUCUGUCAAGGAAUUAGUGAAUCACUGUAGCAAUAGCUUUGAUUUGAGAUCUUUACAUUGUUUUAAAAGACUUACAACAUAUGAGUUUUGAAAUGAGUGGUGAUGCUGCUGUCCUUUGUCCAGUAUACUGAGUAGCCACUGAGAUCGCUCACAUAAAAGGAGUUGUCAAGACCACGUUGCACUUCUAGUCAGAGAGGUGUAAACAUCUGAAAAAAUGGCCUCAAAAAAGGUUUCAACAGUUUAUCUUCUUACCUCAUUUUAAAAACUAUGUGGCAAAGUGAUUCUGUAGAUGAGCAAGAAUUUCAGACAUUGAGAACAAUUUCAUAAUGAGAUGUUACAUUUGCAUAUUUCACAUUUAAAGAGACAAUAUGUUUUAUAGAAACAAGAAAAUACAUUAGAUACUUUAUGGAACUCAGUUUUAUCAGACUUUUUUGAUGGGAGCAAAAGAAGGUCUUCAAAUUGUUAUAAAAUUUAAAAUGUAAAGACUACUCUUUUUAUCAAGUCUUUGAAGAGGUGCAUGUCGUUGUUUGUACAUGUGGGGUAUGGCCUUGGAAUAAAUCGUUUUACAAUU
Molecule: messenger RNA, 3977 nt
Organism: Physeter macrocephalus (sperm whale)
Lineage: Eukaryota; Metazoa; Chordata; Mammalia; Artiodactyla; Physeteridae
Gene: EOGT
Product: EGF domain specific O-linked N-acetylglucosamine transferase
Exons: 18
Coding region: 379-1962 (527 amino acids)
Cellular component (GO): endoplasmic reticulum lumen
Molecular function (GO): protein O-acetylglucosaminyltransferase activity
Source: RefSeq, a predicted model, not a curated record